AUGCCAUGGCUCCAAAAACACAACUCGGUUAUUGACUGGAACUCCCUCACGAUACAACUAGCGCCAACACUGCGUGCAGUAGUCUUCGAGCCCCAAGUCCGCCUACGCAGUGUCACUCUCAUCAAGGAAUUGCCGUGCGAUGAGGCGGACUGGAUAGGUGAAGCGCCCAAGGACCCGCGCAUACUCCUGGAGGAGACCACCACACCCAAGGCAGAACCCGCAGCCAGGGAUCUCGCCUGGGACGAGCCGAGUUCGCCACACCAGCAAAACUCGAAACAGCGCAAAAGAUAG
Molecule: messenger RNA, 291 nt
Organism: Schizophyllum commune H4-8
Lineage: Eukaryota; Fungi; Basidiomycota; Agaricomycetes; Agaricales; Schizophyllaceae
Exons: 1
Coding region: 1-291 (96 amino acids)
Source: RefSeq, a predicted model, not a curated record